Boleophthalmus pectinirostris (great blue-spotted mudskipper) is the source of this 593-nucleotide messenger RNA. RefSeq lists its product as uncharacterized. Gene Ontology annotation, cellular component: nucleus; cytosol. The transcript has 3 exons. The record is from RefSeq and is a predicted model, not a curated record. Gene Ontology annotation, molecular function: 2 iron, 2 sulfur cluster binding. Lineage: Eukaryota; Metazoa; Chordata; Actinopteri; Gobiiformes; Gobiidae. The coding region runs from base 241 to 501 and encodes 86 amino acids. Gene Ontology annotation, biological process: intracellular iron ion homeostasis.
AAUAUUUAUUAUCAGCUAGUUUUCUAUAUUUAUCCUAUGAUAUUUUUUUUCUUUUACACUGCCCCGUUGUUUUAAACUCUGUAGGUUUGUAUGUCUACGGGAAAUUAUUAUAUUUUCUGCUGACUGCACUCCAAUCAAACGCUUCCGGGGUGCACUUGCCAUGAGACUAGCACGAAAAAUAUCUCCAAAUCUACUCCUCUAGGAACUUUAAAAUAUUAGUACCGUUUAGUUUAAGCUGAAAUGGCCAUAACAGCGGAUCACAUUCGAGACAAACUGGUCAAGGAGCUCGCGGCAGUGCAUGUGGAUGUUGAGGACACAUCCCCUAACAGAUGUGCUGCCAGCUACAAAGUCCUUAUUGUUUCACCCCAGUUUGAGGGCAAGCCGCUGUUACAGAGACACAGGAUGGUCAACACGUGCCUUGCAGAGGAGCUCAAAGAAAUCCACGCGUUUGAGCAGAAGACCCUAACGCCAGAACAAUGGGAAAAACAGAAAUCACAAUGACAAUGUAGAGCCUUAAAGUUACUCAAUGAAUUACUCCUCUCUUAACUCGUUUGUUACUUUGACAGAUAAACUUAUUCCACUUCUUUGACCCA